This is a messenger RNA of Sitophilus oryzae (rice weevil), 4822 nucleotides long. RefSeq names its product mannosyl-oligosaccharide alpha-1,2-mannosidase IA (gene alpha-Man-Ia). Gene Ontology annotation, molecular function: mannosyl-oligosaccharide 1,2-alpha-mannosidase activity; calcium ion binding. The transcript is spliced from 10 exons. Gene Ontology annotation, biological process: N-glycan processing; carbohydrate metabolic process. Gene Ontology annotation, cellular component: Golgi membrane; endoplasmic reticulum. The record is from RefSeq and is a predicted model, not a curated record. Lineage: Eukaryota; Metazoa; Arthropoda; Insecta; Coleoptera; Curculionidae. Bases 122 to 2026 code for a protein of 634 amino acids.
UGCACAGAAAUCUGCGAACGCAGCCUGGCCAGCAGCUGUCCAGCUGUCUGUCAGUUUUCAAUUUGUCGUUAAUGGAAGUGUACCGUUUUCUACAGUCUCUACUUUGUGAAAAUUUCGGAAAAUGACUUCGACGGGCAUUCUACCGACUUACCAGCGUUUCGUGAACGGUAUGCCGGUACCUUUACGAAGAUCCUUCAGAUCUAGAGAGCGAUCGGUGAUAUGUUUAGUGGUGGCCACUUUGUGCAUCAUUUGUUUCAGUACCUUUUUCUACUUGCCCGAAUUCCGAAAUUCGGGAGGUAGAGUGGAAAGUAUGUAUAAAGUUUACGAUCAGAUCAAAAGAUCAGGUCCUGAUCUCUUAAUUCCUCCUCCCCCCAAACUGAACGAGUCCCCUGAGGCUCAGAGGAUAUACAGACAUGAAGAUGAUCCCAAGAACGAUCCCCACAUCAUAGGAGACAGGGAGAAACUCAAGGCUAAAAUCGAGGAGGAUCACGAAAUCAAGGUUCUGGAACGUCCGGAACAGGCGGUAACCGAAAAAAAGGAUCCGGAAGUAGCGUCGGUAGAGGAUACCGAGACGGUACCGCCCGGAUCUGCCAAGACUUACCCUCUGAAACAGGGUGGCGAGGACAGGGACGAGUCAGUCAGGAAGAAAAGGGACAAAGUCAAAGAGAUGAUGAAACACGCUUGGGACAACUACGUGAGAUACGCGUGGGGUAAAAAUGAACUUCGACCAGUGUCGAAGAGAGGGCACAACGGUAGCGUAUUUGGUUCACAACCGUUGGGCGCUUCCAUUUUGGACGGAUUGGAUACCCUGUAUAUGAUGGGAAUGAUGGAGGAGUUCAAGCAAGCCAGAGACUGGGUGGCCAAAGAGUUUGAUGUAAAUUCUGUGGUGUCUGACGUAUCAGUAUUCGAAGUCAACAUCAGAUUCGUAGGGGGUCUACUGACGUGCUACGCCUUAACAGGAGACCCCGUUUUCAAAGACAAAGCUCAGCAAAUUGCUGACAAACUUCUCCCAGCUUUCAACACUCCAUCCGGUAUCCCAAACGCUCUGGUCAACUUUAAAACGGGGUCUAGCAAAAACUACGGGUGGGCCAGUGGUAGUUCGAGUAUUCUAUCCGAAUUCGGAACCCUUCACUUGGAGAUGGCCUACCUAAGUGACGUCACAGGCAAUACAAUCUACAGGAACAAGGUUGACAAGAUCAGGCACGUGCUGAACCAAAUGGAGAAGCCCAACGGGUUGUUCCCGAAUUAUUUGAACCCCAGAAGCGGAAAGUGGGGACAACAUCAUAUGUCAAUGGGAGCACUAGGUGACAGUUUCUACGAAUACUUGUUGAAGGCGUGGCUUCAAAGCGCCAAAGAAGACACCGAAGCUAGGCAGAUGUUCGACGAUGCCAUGUCCGCGGUUUUGAAGCAUAUGCUUCAAACAUCGUCCAGUGGCCUGUCGUAUUUCGCCGAAUUGAAGUUUGAAAGGGUCGAACACAAGAUGGAUCACUUAGCUUGUUUCUCAGGCGGAUUAUUAGCCUUAGCUGCAAAAACUUUAAACAACGACUUAUCUUCACGUUACAUGGAUGUAGCCAAAGCAGUUACUCACACGUGUCAUGAGUCCUAUGACAGGAGUUAUACUAAAUUGGGACCAGAAUCCUUCAGAUUUACCGAAGGUGCAGAAGCCAGAGCUUUAAAAACGUCGGAGAAAUAUUAUAUUCUGCGUCCUGAAGUGAUAGAAUCGUACUUUUAUCUCUAUAGGCUGACCAAAGACGAGAAAUACAGGGAUUGGGGCUGGGAAGCAGUACAGGCGUUAGAGAAGUACUGUAGGGCCCCUGGAGGGUACACUGGCCUAAAGAACGUGUACUCCGAGGAGCCACAACAAGACGAUGUGCAGCAGAGUUUCUUUUUAGCAGAAACGUUAAAGUACCUAUAUCUGCUCUUCUCAGACGAUAACCUGUAUCCUUUCGACCAAUGGGUGUUCAACACGGAGGCCCAUCCUCUACCAAUCAAAGGAGUCAAUCCUUACUAUAGGGAGAGCGUCUAACCUCGACCAUGACACUGUUCCAACCUAACUAAUUUCGUUUCACACGAAGGCUAGUAAGAAAAACCGAAAAAACUUCGCAAAGUAACUAAAACGGCUUUAAAACGCGAAUGACACGAUGAGAUUGGGCUGUUUGACUGAAUACAUAGAUUAUAGUAAUUUAUUUAUAAUUAAACAGAGAUGUGAAUUUAUUGAUGUUUUUACUAUGAAGUGAUAUAAAGAUUUUUUUUUUCUAUUAGCGAGUAUAAAUGAACAGGAUUGAGUGGAUGCUACACAAACCGGACAUUUAAUAAUUAUAAAUUGUGUGGGGUCAGCUUAAGCCAUUAUGUAGAAGAUUAAAAUAACUGAAGUAGAUUUUUAAUUUGGAGAAAUAUGGGAGAGUAUUUUACUUACUGCAUACUUAUGAAAAUAUAUGUUUGAAAAAAGGACGUUACAGUAGUAUUUUUAAUAUAAAUCAAUAAUUAUUUAUUUCUUAAUAAUUGUCAUAAGAACUUACUUCCUUAAAAAUAUGGAACAAUAAUAUUAUUGAUUUUCAUUUUAAUUACGAUUGAUUAACUUUUUUUUCGAUCACGCGGUGUAUCGAAAUAUCUAAAAAAAUAGAAUAUGAUUUAUCUCUUCUACAUUUAUUAGACAAAUUUUAUUAAACCUUCAAUCAUGAAAUUUUUUUAUGUGAAUUUUCAAUUAAAAUUUCAGUCGUGAAUUUUAAGUCGUUAUACUUUCAACAGUGAAUUUUCGUUAAACUUUCAAUAGUGAAUUUUUAUUCAUAAAAUUUUAUUCGUAAAUUUUACAGUUUAAAUUUUCGAUAGUGAAUUUUCAAUUGGGAAACUCAAAUAUGAAAUUUUAUUCGUGAAAUAUCAAUUAAAAUUUGAGUCGUGAAACUUUCAAUCGUGAAUUUUCAUUCGUUAAACUUUCAAUACUGAAUUUUCAUUCGUUAAACCUUCAAUACUGAAUUUUCAAUUGGGAAACCUUCAAUCACGAAAUUUUAUAUGUGGAUUUUCAAUUAACAUUUCAGCCGUGAAUUUUACGUCGUUAUACUUUCAACCGUGAAUUGUCGUUAAACUUUCGAUUUCAUAAAUUUUCAAGUUUAAAUUUUUAAUAGUGAAUUUUCAGUUGGAAAAGUCAAUUAUAAAAUUUUAUUCGUGAAUUAUCAAUUAAAAUUUGAGUCGUUAAACUUUCAAUACUGAAUUUUCAGUUGGGAAACCUUCAAUAAUGAAAUUUUAUAUGUGAAUUUUUAAUUAAAAUUUCAGUCAUGAAUUUUAAGUCGUUACACUUUCAACAGUGAAUUUGCAUUAAACUUUGAAUAGUGAAUUUUCAUUCAUAAAAUUUUACUCCUAAAUUUUCAAAUUUAAAUUUUCAAUAGUGAAUUUUAAAUUGGGAAACUAAAUCAUAACUUUUUUUCGUGAAUUAUCAAUUAAAAUUUAAGUCCUGAAACUUUCAAUCGUUACUUUUCAGGCGUUAAACUUUCAAUACUGAAUUUUCAAUUGGGAAAUAUUUUCAAUCAUGAAAUUUUAUAUGUGAAUUUUCAAUUAAAAUUUCAGUCGUUACACUUUCAACAGUGAAUUUUCAUGAAACUUUCGAUAGUGAAUUUUUAAUCAUGAAAUUUUAUUUGUGAAUUUUUAAUUUUAAAAUUUGAAUAAUGAAUUUUUAUAAAUUUGCUAACCUCUAAUAUAGGUUAGCAAUUUUUUUUAAAUUCUAGACACAGUUAUGUUUUGUUAUAAGUAUGCAGUAUUUUAUCGCGUUUGUAUUUAUAUUUAUACUUAAUCAUCCAUUUGUCUCGAAAAUUUUAUUAAUAAAACCAAUCGAUCCCAAACAAAAAAAAAAUAAAGUAAUAAGUCUGAUUUUGUUCAAAAAUUAUCACACACACUCUCAUUAUUUAUCCAUAUUAGAAAUCUAUACCUAUACCAGUUUACAAAAUACUACAUUGUUUCAUUUAUUGUUUGCUUCAAUGAUAUUUAUUGUUUAUUUAUCAUGACUCAUAUUAUUUUGAGAUGCGUUUGAUUAAAUAUUAAUAUUAUUUUCAUAGUGUAUAUUAUAAUAUAUUUUUAAAUAAUAUAACUCUGAGGCCUUUUUGUAAUAUUAUAAUAUAAUAUACACUAGAUAGCAACCAUCUCAAACGCCCUGUAUAUGCUAGUCUACGUUUAUUUUUGUUUAUUGUCUGAAUUUUUACAUUUUUUUUAUUAUUUCAAUACUCUGUCUCUUUCUACUCUGUGUUCAUUUUAUAAUAUGUAAAUAUACCGUAUGAUCGAAAAAACAACGUUGCAAUGAUAUUUCAAAUGACAACUGAUGAUUAAUGUUCGUCCGUUGUCGUUAAUAAAAUUAUAGUCAAUUAUAAUUUCAAAGGUUACUGUGACACCAUUUUCUUUCUCGAUCGUACGGUAUUUGCUUAAAGGCAUAACAAGAAUAAACGUAUUCGUUAUAGGUAGCUAAUCAGAAUAAUUAGUACGUUCUGUUAAUGUUGAAAUAGAAAAUUUAUUAUGUAUAUUGAUUUUGACGCAUUUACUCUCUUAUAGCAUGGCAAAGCCGGUACGUGAGACGACCAAACGCCGAUAUUUUUGUUUUAAAAAAUUUGCUGGUCGUCCAUUACACAUCGGUGAUAUUUAUUUUUCGAAUUUUUCUCUCCGGCUUUUUUUAACACAUCUGUGAUUUAAUUUUUAAGUCCAACAUACCUAUUUUUUUUCGAUGAUAUUUCUGUUAGAGGAAGCCUAACCAUUUCUAUUUUGAUUUUAUUUUUUUAUAUAUCAUAUUUUUAUUUAGAGAAAAAUAAUACCUUUUUUGCUCUCUGGUAAUGUUGGCUUUAAA